GGAAAGGACAAAAAUAGGACGUGGAACGAAGAAGAAGAAGAAGAAGAAGAAGAAGAAGAAUGCACCUUCAGUCACUUCGUUCAGCUACAUAUAAAGGAAGACGAAUGCCACUCGCGUCGUCACAAUCCCUCUCUCAGUCGUCAUGAAGGUUCUGGUGACUUUUCUCGCAGCAUUAACAGCUGCUGCAGAAUGCAGCCUACUUCCGACGUACAGCCUACCUGCUCCAGGCCCUACGCCAAUUCACGACGGAGGGGGACAUAACAUCGGUGCCUCGUGCCCCCACGGGCAGAUCCAUCAUGACGGAAGAUGCGUCACCCCCGAAGUUAUCCGGAACGUUUACGUCUACAACGUCCCCCACAUCCCACAGCCCCCGGGUCCAACACCCCACGUCCCUCCCCCCAAGGUCGAGCACAACAUAGUCUUCGUGCGUCUGCCAGAGGAACAAGGAGAGGCGGAGCCUAUCGUGGUUCCUCCUCCCCAGCAGAAGAACGUCGUCUACGUCCUGAAGAAGGAAUCCGUCAACAACGGACCUGACCUCAUCCACGUACCGGCUCCUCCCAAGAGUAACCCGGAGGUGUACUUCGUGAAUAUAGGCCAGGGAGAGAACCCUCUUCUCCCGACGGGGGAGGACCUCCAGAGUGCUUUGGCCAACAGCGCCGGGGAACUCACCGCCCAAGUUCUGGGGGGAGGAGGUUCGUCCGGGUCCCACGGACAUGCGAUCGGUACUAUCGAUGGGAGUCCUCUGGACACGCCCUCCGUCCUGUACAGAGCGCCAUAAUCGAAGCGACUUCUACGACUGCUCUUUCAGAAGACUCGCGUGGUUUGCGGUAUAUAUGCGUAGGUCAGUGGAUUAGUACAAAGGAAGAAUUACUGUCUGUAAUGUAUUCGAUCUAAAUAUAUUUAUAUACUUAU
This is a messenger RNA of Macrobrachium nipponense, 912 nucleotides long. RefSeq lists its product as uncharacterized. The record is from RefSeq and is a predicted model, not a curated record. The transcript has 2 exons. NCBI's taxonomy places the organism in Eukaryota, Metazoa, Arthropoda, Malacostraca, Decapoda, Palaemonidae. The coding region runs from base 143 to 778 and encodes 211 amino acids.